This is a messenger RNA of Rotaria sordida, 1106 nucleotides long. NCBI's taxonomy places the organism in Eukaryota, Metazoa, Rotifera, Eurotatoria, Philodinida, Philodinidae. The record is from the annotation of a GenBank genome assembly.
AUGGAUGCCGAUUUUAAGGCUCAAUUAGAUCAAGAACGAACUAAAGUUGAAGAUGCAUUUGAUUUUCUUGGUUGUAAAGUUGGCCGAGGUACUUAUGGACAUGUUUAUAAAGCAAAGAAAAAAGAUGGAAGUGAUACGCGAGAUUAUGCAUUAAAACAAAUCGAAGGAGCUGGUUUAUCAACAAGUGCUUGUCGAGAAAUUUCUCAUAUUAUUAAAUUUCAUCGUUCAGCUAAACAAAAUAAAAAAACUGUUUCAUGUGCACGUGGAAUGGUGAAAUCCUUACUUUAUCAAAUACUUGCUGGAAUACAUUAUCUACAUUCAAAUUGGAUUUUACAUCGAGAUCUUAAACCUGCAAAUAUUUUAGUUAUGGGAGAUGGAAUUGAACGUGGUCGAGUAAAAAUUGCUGAUAUGGGUUUUGCUCGUUUAUUUAAUUCACCACUUAAACCAAUGGCUGAUCUCGAUCCCGUAGUUGUUACAUUUUGGUAUCGUGCACCAGAAUUAUUACUCGGUGCUCGACAUUAUACAAAAGCAAUUGAUAUUUGGGCAAUAGGAUGUAUUUUUGCUGAAUUAUUAACAUAUGAACCAAUAUUUCAUUGUAAACAAGAAGAUAUAAAAACAAGUACACCUUAUCAUCAUGAUCAACUUGAUCGAAUUUUUUCUGUUAUGAGUUUUCCAGCUGAUAAAGAAUGGGAAGAUAUGAAAAGAAUGCCAGAAUAUAUACGUUUAUCAAAAGAAUUUAAAAAGAGCAAUUAUGCUAAUUGUAGUUUAAGUAAAUAUAUGGAAAAACAUAAUAUUCGAUCGGAUAGUCGAGCUUUUCAAUUACUCACACGUUUACUUACUGUUGAUCCAACUAAACGAUUAUCGGCCUUAGAUGCAAUGAAUGAUUUAUAUUUUAAAGAAGAUCCUCGGCCUACUGAUGAUGUAUUUGAUUCUGUUUCAAUACCUUAUCCAAAACGUGAAUUUAUUACUGAUGAUGAUAAUUCGGAUGCUGCCGGUGGUGCACAUGUAUCAAAAACUGAACCAGCAGUUGUUGUUAAAACUGAAGCUUCAUCAGUUCUUCUAGCUCAACAACAGCAACAGCAGCAACAACAACAACAACAACAACA